AUGAGUCAAAUGAUCCGUCAAAUUUUAUUUUUCUAUCUCCUGAGGUUAAAAUCUGAUAUCUUUUCCGAAAACGUUACAGGGAAUGUAACUAACAGGUACCUUCUCUGUAGAAUAAAAUUAAUUUUCUUAUAGCGAUUGUAAUGAAGAAUGGGGAGUUUUAUGUGCAGAUGGAUUGCAAUGCAUUCAAAAAACAUACAUGUGUGACGGGAAAAGAGAUUGCAAAGAUUGGUCGGACGAGUCCAAGGCAUACUGUAUUGGGGAGAACGAAAAGGAUAUGGUAAAUAAAAUAAUAUUACUUGAGGUGGGUUAAGUUUGAGGUCCUUUCGGACCGCGACAAUCGGGGAAAAUUUAGAAGGCACCGCGACAUUUCCAGAAUUUGGACGUGGUUGAAUUCUUUUUUUAGGAUGACUUAUCUCGAUCAUUUGUGCAAAAUUUUGAUAAAAGCUGGCCAUUUCCUAGAUUAUUUGUAAUAUUACACUUAAAAUUACACUUGAUUCUCUCCUUCGUUUAUUCCGUGGGUUCAGAUGUUUAUUAUUUAUACAGGGUGUACCAAAAAAAUGGAAACUUGUUUUCAUAGUUAUAUUUUUUCGGAGAAUCAAAAUUCAGCAAAAGUAACGGUCAUGAUUGGUAACAUAGAGCAUUGUUUAUAACAUGUUCAACCUGUUUUACAGUGGCUGCCUUUGGUGGCGAUAUAGAGCUCCAAACGUGACGUAAAAUUUUGGGGUCCGGGCCGCAGCUUUUUAAGGGGGAAAUCGGUCCCGCUCUUGGGGCAUCAUUUACUUUGCGACUCCAAACUUUUGUGGAGAAUAGUACAGGUGCCGGCCUUCUAUUUAAAAAAAUAUAUAGUCCAUUGGAUUCAGAUCUGGCGAGCAGGCGGUCAUUUCGCAGGCGGGAUAAAAUCGGGAAAAUCGGUCCCAUUUCGGGUCCUGAGUCGAUUUUGCCUUGUGAGCCGGCGCUGAGUCCUGCUGAAACGCCAAUUUUGCAUUGCCAAGGUUCUGCUGAGCUCACGGAAGCACGACAAAAUAAAAAUUAACGCGGCGCUAGUAUUUUGUCCCAUUUAUUCACGAAAAACAUGGAAUUCUUGCCGCUGGCACAAAUUCCGCCUAAAGCAAUGACGACCCGGAUUUUGGUGGUAUUCGACGAUGGCCAAUAGGCUAGGAACCUCAUUGAAGCAGAUUCUAUCGUUCUGGUGGUUGUGUAUCCGCUAAAUAUUGAACCGCGAACUGAAUGCGCUCAUGUCUCGGAGCUGCGGCCCACCCCUUUGACUUUCCGACAUUUUUGCGCUGUACGCACUUUCUCUCGACUUUAAAGAUAUGAAUUUUUUAGAGCUUGUGUGGGAUGAGGUUAAGCUCGCCUUUGACUAUUCGGCCGAGCGAUCGGUCGCUGAUGUCAGUCUCAAGGGCAAGUUUUUCUUGAAAAUCGCGGAUUUUGCUGUGGGGGAUCUUUCGGUUGAAAGAUGCGCUGGCGGUGCGUUUUCUUUCACUUCCUGGGCGCUUACUAUCCGUAUCAAUCUCCUUGGGCCUCGUGAUUACUUUCGACACAACGUUCUUUCUAUACCGAGCAAAUUAACUGUUCGAACAGCUCCAAAAACAAGUCAAAAAUCGAGGUCCCUUUGUUUGAAGUUCAAAAAGACAGGUCGAUUAAUCGAUAUGGGCCUAAAAAUCAAACCACUAGGACAGAAAAACACAGAGAAUGGCUACACCUAACCAUUUUUGCUUCAGGACAAAUGAAAAAAAGUUUCCAUUUUUUUGGUACCCCCUGUAAUAUGGGAUAUCAAGUUUAUUUUUUGCUUUACUCAUUCUUUCUAAAUUUGUCCAUACGUGCAAAUGCAUUCAUCAUUUACAUGAAUCUUAUCCAAACAGAAACUUGGCAAUGUUUCGAAUAAAACGGAUCCUUGGCCUCCCUCCUAAUAAAUAUAAUAUCCGCGACGUUUAAUAAUUCAAAACACAAUACUACAAACCUUUGUUUACAAGUGUAACAUUUAAUUGUUUUUGAUCCAGGUCAGCUGAGAAUUCAAAGUCUUUGUACUAAAAAUAAUUGAAAUGCUUUUACGAUCAGAGUUUCUUUAUGUGUAAAGCCUCACAAAAUGAGAUGUUUGUUAUAACUGCUUAAAAAGUUUGACAUAAACGAAUACGAAUACGAUACGCCUGUCAACGAAUGAAAGUACGUGAGAAAAGAAGACAUCGCAUAAUAUAUAGAAGGGAUGCCCGUUACGUGUAGAUGUCCAUGCGAUAUUAUCCUUGUCUCUCAAUUGUAGUUUUUGAUUAAAAAUUAUGCAAAAUUGAGUGUGCAGAAAACAUUGUUGCAUUUUACUUGACAAUUCGUAUUUUAGGAUCUGGUUAGAUCGAUGGAUUCUUGUGAAGAUCACUGGUUUUCGUGUCGAGACGCCCGUUUCUGUCUUCAUCCUCUUCUUGUUUGCGAUGGAAUUCGUCAAUGCAAGUAAGUACUUUCUGAUCAACAUGUAAGCUUGUUUUAAGCCUACUAAUUAGUGGAUACUAUCCUUGCAAAGGGUUGUUUUCGUCGAUAAACCAUAACAUCUUGCCAUUUAGAUGGAUGCAAAUGCCAAGUAGUCUUAUUCGAUAAAAAAACUAAUGACACAGAAUUGAAGGGCAGGAUAGAUUAUAAUAUUUAUUUAAAUACACCGGAUGGGCAAUAUGUGUUCCUUAGGGCAUCGAGACAUUCGAUGGGAAGCAGAGGUUACGUUAUUUUCAGAACAAAAAAAUUUGAAUAUUUAAAUAUCAAAACACUUGAGUUUGUACUUGGAACGAGUUAUACAAGUCCAACAAGCAGCGAGGAGGAGGACAUACGGCCACAUCCAUAAAUUAUAUUAUUAUUACAUUAACACAGCUACAUUCAGAGACGGCUCCGAUGAAGCGGCGCAUUGUUUUUAUCUCAACUUUAUCCGAUUCAACGCCACCAAUUAA
This is a messenger RNA of Bursaphelenchus xylophilus (pine wood nematode), 2924 nucleotides long. The record is from the annotation of a GenBank genome assembly. Lineage: Eukaryota; Metazoa; Nematoda; Chromadorea; Rhabditida; Aphelenchoididae.